Molecule: messenger RNA, 837 nt
Organism: Glarea lozoyensis ATCC 20868
Lineage: Eukaryota; Fungi; Ascomycota; Leotiomycetes; Helotiales; Helotiaceae
Product: Concanavalin A-like lectins/glucanase
Exons: 1
Coding region: 1-837 (278 amino acids)
Biological process (GO): carbohydrate metabolic process
Molecular function (GO): hydrolase activity, hydrolyzing O-glycosyl compounds
Source: RefSeq, a predicted model, not a curated record
AUGUAUCACUCACUCAUUAUCACACUCAUUUCAAUCAUCACCCUCCUCCCCUCCACAUACGCCUCAGACCCAGAAACCAUCCCAGGCUUCUCCGUAGUCUGGUCCGACUCCUUCAGCGGCUCCUCCAUCGACUCCUCAAAAUGGACCACCUACACGGGCUCCGUCUACAACAAAGAACAACAAAAAUACACCACCUCUUCCAGUAACUGCGCCCUCUCAGGCAGCGGCACCCUCCUCAUCACUCCUCAAAAAGACUCCUCCGGCGCCUGGACAUCCUGCAAACUCGAGUCCAAACCCGCCUUCGCCGCCGACGCCGGCGGCCAGAUAAUCGUACAAUCACGCUUCAAGCUAGGCCGUCCCGGCGCGCAACUCCAGGGGAUCUGGCCCGCGUUCUGGAGUCUCGGCCAGGUGAUGCGUGAAGGCGUAGGCUGGCCUCAAUGCGGCGAAAUCGACACCUUUGAGAACAUCAACGGGAGCCCGCUAGGGCUUGGAACGAUCCAUUGCGGUGCUGCGUGUAAUGAUCCAACCGGUCUAUCCCAGGGUAUCGCGUUUGAUUACGGGAAUUUCCAUACCUGGGCGCAUGCCAUUGAUCUCAGAAGCGGGGAUUGGACGCAGCAGAGUAUCACUUGGUAUAUGGAUGGACAGGCGUACAAUUUCAAGAAGGGGAGUGAUGUGGGUGAUGAGGCGGCUUGGGGGGCGUUGGCGCAGAAGGCUAUGUAUAUGCAGCUUAAUGUGGCGGUUGGGGGGGAGUGGCCGGGAAAUGCGGCGGCGGAUACGGUUAGCGGUGCGGAUGCGGGGAUGGAGGUGUUGUAUGUUGGGGUUUAUAAGUCGAAUUGA